AUUACAUGUGACAUCAUCACCGCGUCCUGGCUUUACGACAGCGUCGCAGUUUGUUGUCCCUUUUUUCACUAAACAUGGCUAGCUUGGCGGAUGUCAGCUGGAAGUUGCUGGAGUGUAAAGCCAGAUCAAAACGUUCAGAUUUGUAAAUUAUCUGAAAGACGGUGACCUAACCCAGAUCUAUUGAAAAUGGCCAGCCCAGCAUAUGACAUUUCAGCCUGCCACCCCAAACUUCGCGGACAUGGCUCCAUCUAUGAACCACUCAAGCUGUCUGUGCUUCACCUGGAGGGCGUGCCCUUGUGGGAUAAACUGGACCGAUACUACAGCUCCGUGAAGUCCACCAUCCUGAACUUCCAGAGCCCCACCACUGGGCUGUUCCCUGUGAAGACCUGCUCUGACUGCAAUGAGGCUAAAGUCCGGGACUCUCUGUACUGUGCAGCCAGCGCAUGGGCCCUGGCCUUGGCUUACAGACGCAUCGAUGAUGACAUGGGACGCACCCACGAGCUGGAGCACUCGGCCAUCAAGUGCAUGCGGGGCAUCCUGUACUGCUACAUGAGGCAGUCUCACAAGGUGGAGCUGUUCAAGCAGGACCCCAGCCCGUACAAAUGCCUCCAUUCCGUAUUCAACGUGCACACCGGGGACGAGGUCGUGUCAUACGACGACUACUGUCACCUGCAGAUCGAUGCCGUCUCCCUCUUCCUGCUCUACCUGGUGGAGAUGAUCUGCUCGGGGCUCCAGAUCAUCUACAACACAGACGAGGUGUCUUUCAUCCAGAACCUGGUCUUCUGCGUGGAGCGGGCCUACAGGGUGCCUGAUUUUGGGAUGUGGGAAAGAGGAAGCAAGUACAACAACGGCUGCACCGAGCUGCACUCAAGUUCUGUUGGGCUUGCCAAAGCUGCACUGGAAGCCAUUAAUGGAUUCAACCUGUUUGGUAAUCAGGGUUGUUCUUGGUCUGUCAUCUUUGUGGACCUGGAUGCACACAACAGAAACAGACAGACGCUGUGUUCUCUGCUCCCCCGAGAAUCACGAUCGCAUAACACGGACGCCGCCCUUCUGCCCUGCAUCGGCUACCCGGCGUUCGCCGUGGACGACGACGCUCUCUACAGCCAGACCCUGGACAAGAUCGUGCGCAAGCUGAGGGGGACGUACGGCUUUAAGCGCUUCCUGCGCGAUGGCUACCGCACCGCCAACGAGGACAAGAACCGCCGCUACUACAAGCCUGCGGAGAUGAAGCUCUUCGAUGGAAUUGAAUGCGAGUUUCCUAUUUUUUUUAUCUACAUGAUGAUUGACGGUGUCUUCCGAGGAAACUCUGCUCAAGUGAAGGAAUAUCAGGAGCUCCUGGAGCCUGUCCUUUUCCAGACGCUGGAUGGCCACGCCGUCAUCCCUAAGUACUACCACGUGCCAUCGGACUUCGUGGAGGCGGAGCAGAGGGCGCGGGGCAGCCAGAAGCGUUUCGCCAGCAACUCGGGACGUGACGGGCGGCUGUUCCUCUGGGGACAGGCGCUCUACAACAUCGCCAGACUGCUGGUUGACGGCCUGAUCAGCCCUAAGGACCUGGACCCCAUUCGCAGAUACGUCCCGCCGGAGGAGCAGAGGAACGUCAGCAUGAGAUACUCCAAUCAGGGCCCGAUAGAGAACGACGUGGUCGUCCAUGUAGCCCUGGUGGCUGAGAGCCAGAGACUGCAGGUCUUCCUCAGCACCUACGGCAUCCAGACCCAGACCCCCCAGCAGGUGGAGCCCAUCCAGAUCUGGCCCCAACAGGAGCUGGUGAAGGCGUACCGCUUCCUGGCCGUGAACGGAAAGCUGGGUCUCAGCGGACGGCCCCAGAGGCCGGUGGGCUGCAUCGGGACCUGCAAGAUUUACCGGAUCCUGGGGAAGACGGUAGUUUGCUACCCCAUCGUCUUUGACUUGAGCGACUUCUACUUGUCCCAGGACGUCAUGCUACUGAUCGACGACAUCAAGAACGCCCUGCAGUUUGUCAAGCAGUGCUGGAAAAUGCCUGGUCGCCCGCUCUUCCUGGCCCUCAUUAGAGAAGACAACAUAAAGGGGAGUCGAUUCAACCCUGUCCUGGAUAUGCUGGCGUCUUUCAAGAAGGGGAACGUAGGAGGAGUUAAAGUUCACGUGGACAGAUUGCAGACGCUGAUUUCCGGAGCGGUGGUGGAGCAGUUGGACUUCCUCCGCAUAAACGAAGGCGACGAAAUUCCCGAGUUCAGGAGCUUCGAGGAGCUGGAGCUCCCGAAACACUCUAAGGUGAAGAGGCAGACGAGCACGCCCAACGCCUCGGACCUGGAGCAGCAGCCAGAGAUCGACGUGGACGAGUGGACCAAGAGGUCCACCCACGAGAUCAUGCAGAAGUUCAACGACUGUGACUGUCUGGCCAGCCAGGCUCAGCUUGUCAGCAUCCUUCUGAAGAAAGAGGGCCCUGAUUUCCUCGCCAGAGACGAAAACCUCAUGGAGGAGCUGGAGAGGAUCUACAGAAGAGCGGGGAGCCGGAAGCUCUGGUCCGUGGUUCGUCUGGCAGCCAGCCUAUUAAACAAGGUAGUGGACAGCCUGGCCCCCUCAAUCACCAGUGUCCUAGUGCACGGCAAACAGGUGACGCUGGGGAUUUUUGGGCAGGAGGAGGAGGUGAUCUCCAACCCCCUGUCCCCCGGGGUCAUAAAGGGCCUGAUCUACAGCAAGUGCAGCCCCCACGGGGGGCGGGAGGCCGUCCUGCAGCAGGAGCUGGUCAUCCACAUCGGCUGGAUCAUCUCCAACAGCCCCGAGCUCUUCAGCGGCAUGCUCAAGAUCCGCAUCGGGUGGAUCGUCCACGCCAUGAAGCACGAGCUGGAGAUCCGGGCGGGCGACAUGCCGCCCCAGGACCUGUACCAGCUGUCCCCCAGCGACGUCAAACAGCUGCUGCUGGAUGUGCUUCAGCCCCAGCAGACAGCCAGGUCCUGGCUGAACAGGCGCCAGAUUGACGGCUCUCUGAACCGCACACCCCUGGGUUUUUACGACCGCGUUUGGCAGAUUCUGGAGAGAACACGCAACGGCAUCAGGGUGGCUGGCAGCCACCUCCCGCAGCAGCCCACGCUGUCGGAUAUGACCAUGUACGAGAUGAACUUCUCCCUGUUGGUGGAGGACACCCUGAAGAACAUCGUUCUGCCUGAGUACAGGCAGAUUAUAGUGGAGCUGCUGAUGGUGGUGUCCAUUGUGCUGGAGCGUAACCCGGAGCUGGAGUUUCAGGACACAGUGGACCUGGACCGCCUGGUGAAGGAGGCCUUCAACGACUUCCAGAGGGACAGGGGCAGGCUGGAGGGGUCGAAGAAGCAGGACGAGAUGGAGGCUUUCUACAACACCCCUCCCCUGGGCCAGCGAGGGACAUCCAGUUACCUGACCAAGGCCGUGAUGAUCGUGCUGCUGCAAGGAGACGUGAAGCCAAGCAAGGAUGACCCCUGCUCCGUCAGCUAAACCCCUCUCUCACCUCCACCCUAAUACAGGACAGGGUGAUCCCUGCUCCGUCAGCUAAACCCCACUCCAGUCUCCACCAUAAUACAGGACAGGGUGAUCCCUGCUCCGUCAGCUAAACCCCAGUCUCACCUCCACCCUAAUACAGGACAGGGUGAUCCCUGCUCUAUCAGCUAAACCCCACUCUGACCUCCACCCUCCUACAGGAUGGGGUGACCCCUGCUCCAGCAGCUGAACCCCACUCUGACCUCCACCCUCCAACAGGACAGGGUAAUCCCCACUCCAUCAGCUAAUCCCCACUCCAACCUCCACCCUAAUACAGGACAGGGUAAUCCCCACUCCAUCAGCUAAACCCCACUCUGAUCUCCACCCUCCAACAGGACAGGGUAAUCCCCACUCCAUCAGCUAAACCCCACUCUGACCUCCACCCUAAUACAGGACAGGGUAAUCCCCACUCCAUCAGCUAAACCCCACUCCGAUCUCCACCCUAAUACAGGACAGGGUAAUCCCCACUCCAUCAGCUAAACCCCACUCCGAUCUCCACCCUAAUACAGGACAGGGUGAUUCCCACUCCAUCAGCUAAACCCCACUCCGAUCUCCACCCUAAUACAGGACAGGGUGAUUCCCACUCCAUCAGCUAAACCCCACUCCGAUCUCCACCCUAAUACAGGGCAGGGUGAUUCCCACUCCAUCAGCUAAACCCCACUCCGAUCUCCACCCUAAUACAGGACAGGGUGAUUCCCACUCCAUCAGCUAAACCCCACUCCGAUCUCCACCCUAAUACAGGACAGGGUGAUUCCCACUCCAUCAGCUAAACCCCACUCCGAUCUCCACCCUAAUACAGGACAGGGUGAUUCCCACUCCAUCAGCUAAACCCCACUCCGAUCUCCACCCUAAUACAGGACAGGGUGAUUCCCACUCCAUCAGCUAAACCCCACUCCGAUCUCCACCCUAAUACAGGACAGGGUGAUUCCCACUCCAUCAGCUAAACCCCACUCCGAUCUCCACCCCUUCACAUCAUCUUAACUCAGCACAGACUCAUGCACUCUGCUCCACCACCAGGAUGAGACAGUACGGAGUCAACAGCUCAGCUCCAGCCUGACUCCACCUUAGUCAGAGUGUGACCCCAUCGUAGAAACAGCAUCACCUCCACAAACUGUACAGUUCCUUAUACUGAGCCAUGCAUAGGGUGCUAAAGGGCAGCUCAAUGAAGAAGAAGAAAAAAGCUGUUUAUAGGUACUCCGGACACACAAAGGUCCCUUAGCUGUUUUCACAACAAAAUUGUCAUCAUGUAAUAUAACCUACUAAUAACUGAUGUAUUCACUUGAUACAUAUUCCUCAAGUGACCUGUCACGAUGUUGUUUACGUUUGUGCACUCCCAUACAUGUCUGACUUGAAUCUAACUUAAAUAUUCUGUGUAGCAAGCGCAUAUUUCAGUUGAGAGGCCUAUAUUUUAAGAAGUAAACUGUUACAAUCUGAA
Messenger RNA from Conger conger (European conger), 4921 nucleotides. RefSeq names its product phosphorylase kinase, beta (gene phkb). Lineage: Eukaryota; Metazoa; Chordata; Actinopteri; Anguilliformes; Congridae. Bases 187 to 3444 code for a protein of 1085 amino acids. The transcript has 32 exons. Gene Ontology annotation, molecular function: calmodulin binding. Gene Ontology annotation, biological process: glycogen metabolic process. Gene Ontology annotation, cellular component: phosphorylase kinase complex. The record is from RefSeq and is a predicted model, not a curated record.